AUGGCUGACUACUCUACUCCCGAAGUCCUCUGGGCUCAGCGCUCUUCCGACUCGGAACCGGAAAAGAACUUCAUCUACCUGACCAUCUCCGCCUCCGAUGUCCCCGCCGACGGUCUGAAGCUCGACAUCAAGCCCACGUCCGUCUCCUUCGAGGGCACCUCGUCGACCCUCAAGCGCAAGUACCGCGUCGACCUCGAGCUCUUUGCGGAAAUUGAUCCGGACCAGUCCAAGAUCAACCACACCAACAAGAACAUUGAGAUGAGGCUCCAAAAGAAGGACCUCAAGGAGGAGUACUGGCCCCGCCUCCUCAAGGAGUCCAAGAAGCUUCACUUCCUUAAGACCGACUUUGACAAGUGGGUCGACGAGGAUGAGCAAGAUGAGGCUCCCGAGGAGGACAUGUCCCAAUUUGGUGGCAUGGGUGGCAUGCCCGGUAUGGGUGGUGGCCCCGGUGCCGGAGGCGACUUUGGAGGUAUCGACUUCUCCAAGCUCGGCGGCAUGGGUGGAGAGGGUGGCAUGCCCGACUUUGGCAGCAUGGGUACCGCCAUCGACCCCGACAACAUCACCGGUGGAGCUGAUGAGGAUGACGGUGACGACGACGGCGAGGAGGAGAUGCCGCCUCUGGAGGAAGUCGAGGAUGCUGCUGCGCCCAAGAAAGCGUAA
Geosmithia morbida is the source of this 660-nucleotide messenger RNA. RefSeq names its product CS domain. Gene Ontology annotation, cellular component: cytosol; nucleus. Gene Ontology annotation, molecular function: Hsp90 protein binding; protein-folding chaperone binding. Gene Ontology annotation, biological process: chaperone-mediated protein complex assembly; protein folding. The transcript is spliced from 3 exons. The coding region runs from base 1 to 660 and encodes 219 amino acids. The record is from RefSeq and is a predicted model, not a curated record. NCBI's taxonomy places the organism in Eukaryota, Fungi, Ascomycota, Sordariomycetes, Hypocreales, Bionectriaceae.